UGUUAAUAGAAUACAAUAUUUUUACAUACGGUACAAUAUUUCCUUCUUUUCAAAUACGAGCAAAGCAGGUGACAGGCGAUGAAGGGAAUAUACCUAAUCGCCAUCGCCUUUUUGGCAUCUCGGACCGCCGCAUCUGUGAUCGUCCCAAAUGAGUUUACUUUUGAAGCAGAAGACGAAUGUCCGCCGAAGGACUCUUGCCCGCCGAAAUUAAUAGCUGAUAAAGAGAAUUGCGGUCAAUUCUAUAAAUGCAAAAGCGGUAAAAAAACCUUGGUAGUUUGUAAGGGCGACUUACAAUUUAGUAAAAGCUGGCAAGGUUGCGUUAGUCGCGACAAAUCGGACUGCGGCGAUGGCGGCGGCGAUGGCGGUGGCGAUGAAUGCAAACACAAUGGCGAUUUACUUCAGCACGAGUGCCAAUGCGAUAAAUUCUACGAAUGCAAAAAUGGUCAAAAGGUCCUGCGCGAGUGUGAGUCAGGACAGAUUUUUGAGAAGGAUAGGAAGGUUUGCGUUCCAGGCGAAAAUUUAAACGGAAAGUGCACCCCAAAUUCAACAGUCGAGUGCACGAAUGGUAAUUAUCUCCCUCACGAAUGCCAAUGCGAUAAAUUCUACGAAUGCAAAAAAAAUAAGAAGGCCUUGCGCGAAUGUUCGAAAGGAUCAAUCUUUAAACCAGCAUUGGCGAAAUGCGUUAGAGGUACUAAUUGUCCGCCUGAACGGACAAUUACGUGUCGUCAAGGCGAAAAUAAGAAACACCACUGUUUAUGUGACAAAUAUUACACAUGCAACAAUGACGAUUGGAUCCUUAAGCCGUGUGGAGAAGGUCAACAUUUUAGCCCUAACGAUCUCAAAUGUAUGACGCCAAAAGAGGCUUGUUGCGAUCCUAAAUCUUGCGGCAACUCUUCUGGCAAGCCUGGUGCCUGUCCAGAGGGUGUUCCCACGCAUUGGCGUCACGAGUGUGACUGCAGAUUGUAUUAUGAGUGCAUAGGCAAUAAGAAGGAAAUAAAGUCUUGUGAUUGGGGAAGAUAUUUUGAUUAUGUUAACCAGGUAUGCGAGAAAGCGGACAAAGUAAGUGCCAAAUGUAAAAACAGCUGGGACAACUGGGUGUAGAUAACUACCAUUUCCGGAAAGUAAGAAGAGAAGCUAAAAGUAUAAUAACGAAAACCAAAUUGCAAUGCUUGUUAGAAAUAUA
This is a messenger RNA of Formica exsecta, 1183 nucleotides long. RefSeq names its product low-density lipoprotein receptor 2-like. Gene Ontology annotation, molecular function: chitin binding. The transcript has 2 exons. Lineage: Eukaryota; Metazoa; Arthropoda; Insecta; Hymenoptera; Formicidae. Bases 79 to 1101 code for a protein of 340 amino acids. The record is from RefSeq and is a predicted model, not a curated record. Gene Ontology annotation, cellular component: extracellular region.